AUGGAGGUUAUCAUUCGCGAGUGGGGGCUCUGGCCUGAGGCUGGAUGCAAUGCUGAGUGUCCGGGAUUCAAGUGUGUGCCGGGACACACAGACUGCUGCUGCCGGCGAAUUCUGUUCUGCCAGCCAGACUUUGUUUCUCACAAGUCCCAGCUCGAAGAGUACAUCACUUCUUGCGGUCAUAUCUUCGACUUCUAUCCAAAAUUUCACUGUGAAUUGAAUUUUAUAGAACAAUACUGGGGUGCAGUUAAAUUCCGGUAUCGCUCGAGUCAAUGGACCUGUGAUAUGGAGCAGAUGGAGUGCAAUGUCAUUGCAUCCCAUUUCAUAUCAGCAUAUUCACAAGGUCUCACUGGUGCGCAGGCUGUAUGGGUGAAUCGAAAGUACCAUGGACAUCGUACUUUGCCUCCUGACAUUGUUGAAGAGCUCAAAACAACCUUAGGAUCUGUCUAG
Messenger RNA from Suillus discolor, 447 nucleotides. RefSeq lists its product as uncharacterized. The transcript is spliced from 2 exons. The record is from RefSeq and is a predicted model, not a curated record. Bases 1 to 447 code for a protein of 148 amino acids. Lineage: Eukaryota; Fungi; Basidiomycota; Agaricomycetes; Boletales; Suillaceae.